AUGAGCAAAAAAGUUGUUUAUACGUAUAUAUGUAUUAAUAUAAUUACUUAAUACGGUCGAAGGUUAAUAAACAACCAAUCGUCAUGAGCUUUAAAAUGAUUCGAAACCAAAAAUAGUAAAUAAUAAAAUUUGAAGUUAAAAAUAUUAAAAUCUCACAAAAAUUUAUAAGUGUGCAGUGGAACGGCAUAAAUUCAUGCUUCAGUGGAACAGUUACAUUUGCAUAGUUAACCAAAAACAGAAAAAAAAACUUUAUUUAUUUUGGUUAAUUGCAUUAGUUCUGGUUAAACGCGAAUCAACGCGAAUCACGCGGGAGUCAAUUGUCAAGUAGUAUACUUGAAUAUACAGCUACGCUAUGUUUUCACUUGAAUAUCAAGGAUAUAUUCACAGUAUUUUUUGGAGUAGUGUGAUCCUAACUUUGUCAGUUCUACAACUGCUACCUUUCGCUAAUGCACAUUUCAUACAGAUCGAUCAUAAUGCUUUUCAGCCUAACAACUUUCCUCGGCCACCACUUUUACCGCCACCACUGCCUCCUAUAAAACAAGUACCACGCCAUUUAGGCUCAGUAGAAGUUUCACCAGCGGAACUCAUGGCUGAUUUGAGCAACGCUCUCGCCUAUCGCAUCCUUCAUUAUCAUUCAAUACUCAACAGAAAUAACUUCGCCUUUUCCCCUACGGCACUGAUGAGUGUGCUAAUAGCAUUGUACGAAGGUUCUGCAGGACGAAGUGCUUUAGAAUUGCGCAACGUACUGCUGCUUCCAAACAGCCGCGAUAUCAUACGCAUAGGCUAUCGUGACAUACAUCGUAGAUUGCGGACUUACUUCUUCGGUUCCGAAAACCCGCUUAAAGGUUUGAGUCUCAACAAAGAAAAUGUGACGAUUACUCACAGCUAUGAAACUGUACUGAUGUUUUACGGCUACGAUUUGGGAAUAGAUAUGGUAUCAUCUACUGUAUCUAUGCCAUCGCCUUCAACGCCGGUGUCCAACAUAACUGAUGAAAUAGCAAUGGCAACAACAACAAUCAUGCCCGAAAUUGUCACAACAAAACUUUCAAAUUUCAGCACGGCAACCACCUCUGAAGCUGAACUAAUGAAUGGAGCUAACACAACACCUUCACCUGCAAUGCUCACUACCACCUCGGAAUCCACAACUAUAGCUGAGAAACCAAAUGAAACUACAACCAUAGCCAGCCAAAUAACGACCUCAGCGGAAGUAAUAACCACAGCGGAAGUCACGACCCCAUCGCAAGUCACGACUCCAGCAGAAACCACCGUAACUUCAGAGUUGUCAACGACAACAGUAGAAGACGUAACUACCGAAACAAAUGAUGAAACAACUCCUACACUAAUUAAGGGAAACGAAAACGAUGUCGCCGAGCUUGUGGCUCCCAUUGAACUGAAUUCAACACCUUUUCAGAGAUUACAAAAGGCGCAUCCAAUACAUCAGCCAAGCUCUAAAUUGCAAGCCCCUUUAUCAUUGAUAUCUGCGCCCAAGCAUAAAUACUUACCGCAAACUGCACGCUCGCGUAGUAUUCGGCAUAAACGACAUUUGUUUAGCCUCAAAGAGGUCGACACUAAUCUUUUUGUUACACUCUUUCCCCAGCAGCAUCAUACUUUUCCAUCCCAGCAUACUACUGGACCCGCGACAUUAGGACAAUUCACAAAUGAAUAUGAAGUUGAAACACUAGAUGCCCAACUUCUAAAUGUGGCAAAUGCUAAAAGCAAUUACGGUUACAAUACAGAUGUCAUAAGUCACGUGUUCUAUUUAGGAAACCAACAGCUGGUUCACACUACAUUCAAAGUAUACAAUGCUGUAUUGUAUUUUAAAUACUUUGAAGAACUAAAAAUGAGUGUUCUUGAACUUGAGCUGGAUACACCGGACUACAAUUUGAUGAUUUUACUCCCCGACUAUCAAAUAGAUUUAGUAACAGCGACUGCCUCACUUGGACUGGCCCCAUCGUUACGGCUGAUGAGAAAGCAACUAAAACCGAAAUGGGUUCAAGCCAUUAUACCAGAUUUUAAGCUACAUGGAAUACUGUUUCUUACCAACGACCUUCAAAAUAUGGGUGUGUGUGACAUAUUUGAACCUAUCCGAGCAGAUUUUCGACCUAUGACAGAUGAAAAGGGUAUUUAUGUAAAACACAUCGAGCAAUCGAUCAACGUCAACAUACGAACGCAUCCAAUAAAUCAAUUAAAACGCAACUAUGGAUCACAAACUCAACCCAUCCAGAUCUCCGUAAACCAUCCGUUUCUCUUUUUCGUCAUCGACCGUGACCUAGAUGUUGCUGUAAUGAGCGGUCGUAUCUUAAACCCUCUGAAUGUGCGAAUUCAGUAACAUAAAACCAUAUUGUCGCACAUCCAUCAGAUGAAGGUAGUUCCUGAUACAAUAUUAUGCAACAAUCAUAAAAAAAAAAUUAAGCAGUGUCACGAUUUUCAAUUCUACGGUACCAGAUUGACUUGGAGCGAUGCAUCCAACCUACCAUGCCUCCAACACGUUAAUAGCAUCUACCUUUCGGGCGCAUAAUAGACUGGAACAAAACCCCAAACCAACGCGACCGUAAUAUACACCACUCCUCGAUGCCUUCAACGCCAUCUAGACCACUGACCGACAGACCAUCUCCAUGCACAAAAGCAACCUAAUCCACGUUUGGGUUAGACUGCCAGGACACGAAAGUAGAAUUAAGUAGAGCAAACUAACAAGGCAGUGAUAUUUUGAUAGUCUAGAUGGACAAAAUUAUUUUUCUUUUUGUUUGUUAAGUAAA
Messenger RNA from Anastrepha obliqua, 2756 nucleotides. RefSeq lists its product as uncharacterized. The record is from RefSeq and is a predicted model, not a curated record. The coding region runs from base 353 to 2329 and encodes 658 amino acids. Lineage: Eukaryota; Metazoa; Arthropoda; Insecta; Diptera; Tephritidae. Gene Ontology annotation, molecular function: serine-type endopeptidase inhibitor activity. The transcript is spliced from 4 exons.